CGAAGUCACAUCCUGAUAAAUUGAAAAUAUAGAAGAUAAAAAAUGCAUUUAAUAUUAUGUCACCUACAAAACAUCAGAGUUUAGCCUAGCCUACCCUAAACCCGCCCUGAACACGUACCUUCCCCUACAGUUGGGCAAAAUCGUCCAACAGAAAACCUAUUUUAUAAUAAAGUGUUGACUCUCUCCUGUAGUUUAUUGAAUACUGAACUGAAAGUGACAAUCAGAAUGGCGGUGUGGAUCCUCCUCAGCAAUGUGCACAGCUGAAAGCACCGCCGCAAAGGAGAAAAAUUGUACGUGGAGCUGUUACCGGAUGGAGUUGUCCACGUUCUAGGCGUGUUGAACAGAGAAUUGAAUGAAACGCACAAAGUAACAAAAGAACAAAGCAACGAAAGACAAAAACACAAAAAAACGGAGUAAGGAAAGCACAGGUUUAUUGAAGACAAUUCACAGACUGGGAGCGGGGCUCCAGCAAGAGGCCCAAGAGCUUCCUCAAUUAGGGUUUUUAUUAAAAGGAACCCGGCAAUACCCCUCGGUGUCUUUGACAGGCCUCCCAUUGGCUACACCCCGUGAAGGACUGACCUGCGACCAGUCAGAGGCUGACGUGGAGACUUGGCCCACCGUCCGUCAGAGGCUGGAGUGGAGGCUUGGCCCACCAUCCAUCAGAGGCUGGAGUGGAGACUUGGCCCACCGUCCAUCAGAGGCUGGAGUGGAGGCUUGGCCCACGGUCAAUCAGAGGUUGGAGUGGAGGCUUGGCCCACCGUCCAUCAGAGGCUGGAAUGGAGGCUUGGCCCACCGUCCAUCAGAGGCUGGAGUGGAGGCUUGGCCCACGGUCAAUCAGAGGUUGGAGUGGAGGCGUGGCCCACCGUCCAUCAGAGGCUGGAAUGGAGGCUUGGCCCACCGUCCAUCAGAGGCUGGAAUGGAGGCUUGGCCCACCGUCCAUCAGAGGCUGGAGUGGAGGCUUGGCCCACCGUCCAUCAGAGGCUGGAGUGGAGACUUGGCCCACCGUCCAUCAGAGGCUGGAGUGGAGGCUUGGCCCACCAUCCAUCAGAGGCUGGAGUGGAGACUUGGCCCACCGUCCAUCAGAGGCUGGAAUGGAGGCUUGGCCCACCGUCCAUCAGAGGUUGGAGUGGAGGCUUGGCCCACGGUCAAUCAGAGGCUGGAAUGGAGGCUUGGCCCACCGUCCAUCAGAGGCUGGAGUGGAGGCUUGGCCCACCGUCCAUCAGAGGCUGGAGUGGAGACUUGGCCCACCGUCCAUCAGAGGCUGGAGUGGAGGCUUGGCCCACGGUCAAUCAGAGGCUGGAGUGGAGACUUGGCCCACCGUCCAUCAGAGGCUGGAAUGGAGGCUUGGCCCACCGUCCAUCAGAGGCUGGAGUGGAGGCUUGGCCCACCGUCCAUCAGAGGCUGGAGUGGAGACUUGGCCCACCGUCCAUCAGAGGCUGGAGUGGAGGCUUGGCCCACCGUCCAUCAGAGGCUGGAGUGGAGACUUGGCCCACCGUCCAUCAGAGGCUGGAGUGGAGGCUUGGCCCACCGUCCAUCAGAGGUUGGAGUGGAGGCUUGGCCCACGGUCAAUCAGAGGCUGGAGUGGAGGCUUGGCCCACCGUCCAUCAGAGGCUGGAGUGGAGGCUUGGCCCACCAUCCAUCAGAGGCUGGAGUGGAGACUUGGCCCACCGUCCAUCAGAGGCUGGAAUGGAGGCUUGGCCCACCGUCCAUCAGAGGCUGGAGUGGAGGCUUGGCCCACCGUCCAUCAGAGGCUGGAGUGGAGACUUGGCCCACUGUCCAUCAGAGGCUGGAGUGGAGACUUGGCCCACCGUCCAUCAGAGACUGGAGUGGAGGCUUGGCCCACCAUCCAUCAGAGGCUGGAGUGGAGACUUGGCCCACGGUCCAUCAGAGGCUGGAGUGGAGACUUGGCCCACCGUCCAUCAGAGGCUGGAGUGGAGACUUGGCCCACGGUCAAUCAGAGGCUGGAGUGGAGGCUUGGCCCACCGUCCAUCAGAGGCUGGAGUGGAGACUUGGCCCACGGUCAAUCAGAGGCUGGAGUGGAGGCUUGGCCCACCGUCCAUCAGAGGCUGGAGUGGAGACUUGGCCCACCGUCCAUCAGAGGCUGGAGUGGAGGCUUGGCCCACCGUCCAUCAGAGGCUGGAGUGGAGGCUUGGCCCACCAUCCAUCAGAGGCUGGAGUGGAGACUUGGCCCACGGUCCAUCAGAGGCUGGAGUGGAGACUUGGCCCACCGUCCAUCAGAGGCUGGAGUGGAGACUUGGCCCACGGUCCAUCAGAGGCUGGAGUGGAGGCUUGGCCCACCAUCCAUCAGAGGCUGGAGUGGAGACUUGGCCCACGGUCCAUCAGAGGCUGGAGUGGAGACUUGGCCCACCGUCCAUCAGAGGCUGGAGUGGAGACUUGGCCCACGGUCAAUCAGAGGCUGGAGUGGAGGCUUGGCCCACCGUCCAUCAGAGGCUGGAGUGGAGGCUUCUGUCUCGUUAUCACAGGAGUGAGGAUGUGGCCUGUGUGCUGCCUAAUCUUGCCUAGAACUGGCUGCAAGUGCGGUUCUUUUGCUUCUACCUUAACCCCUGGUUACCCUAAUUCCCUUGUAGUAGGACGAGCCACAGACGAAACCUCUCAGACACCGAGUUGUAGAAGGAAGGGCUUUAUUCAGCUGGGAGCAUUGGCAAGCUACUGCCUUGAAAUCCGAGCUCCACGAGUGAGCAAUUCCUGUCCCUUUUAAGGGCUCACAACUCUAAGGAUUUCACAUGAAAGGGUCGUGAUUGAUUUGAGCAAGCAAGGGGUACGUGACAGGGGCUGCAUGCACCGGUGGUCAGAGAGAAACAGAACAGGGCAGGGAGUUUCACAAUGUUGUUCUAUACAAUGUCUGGAAUCUAUGAAUAACAUCGGUUUUUAAGUUAUCAGUUGAUUUUUAACUACUGGGUUUAGGCCAGGCAGGCCCAGGCCUGGUUUCGGGCCUGGCGCCGGGCUGCCUGUCUUUGGUUUUACUUCCUUGUUGUUUUUUUUUUAAAACAGGUAUUGAGUAUAAAACAAUAUAAAACAAUAUGAGAGGGUCUCUCUCUUCCCUCACCCUAUUCUCCUGCCUCAGAGCCCUCAGAAGUAGGGGAUGGUCCCUAACAUUGAUUACAACCCCUAGUCCGUAUAAUAUAUCUUCAGAGCUUGUUCACCCUGCAUGGCUGCAAACGUUUUCUCUUUUCUUUUUAUGACCUGAACCGGGGAGCCCAGGAAUUCUGUACUCUUCAAGAGAACUCUUUCCUCUUCAGUAGUUUCUUCCUUCCCACUUUGUGAACCAGGAAGACCUUGAAAAUGGGAACAUGCUUCUUGUUUUCACUUUCCUUCUUUUUACCAAUUUCUCUGCCUCAUUCACUGACGAAUUGGCUGCUAUCCCACACACCUCCUCUCCUACUGACAUUCUGAAAUCUUUGUGAGUUCAGCCUCCGGACACACAAUCUCUUAUUUGUAGAGUUGGGUCUCACUAUGUUGCCCAGGCUGGUCUCAAAUUCCUGGUCUCAAGAAAUCCUCCUGCCUCAGCCUUCCAGAGUGCUGGGAUUACAGGCGUGAGUUACUGUGCGUGCUCACGGUGCCUGGCCCGGGUUCCUUUUCUGCCAGCUUGGAAGGGCAACCCCAUGACUGAAUGUUAUUCUGAGGGUGGCUCCGCAUUUGCAUCCUUGUUACAGUGCAUCCACUUGAAACACUGCACAUCUGAACUGGGACUGUUAACACACAUGCUGAUACAGUGUGGGGUGCCAGGAAGUGUCUGCUGAUAUUUAUGGCAAAAAAAAAAAAUCUGUUUUGUUUACUUAGUGUAUCAAAAGAAAGUCUGGGGUGAACAGUAGUAUUUUUUUUUAAGCAGCUGUGAAAAAAAGUUGGAGAUCUCCAAAAAAAAAAAAAAAGGUGAUUUCAUAGAAAAGUAUAGGAUUCGGUGUGGGUGAGGUUGCUUCAAGUUGGUUUGGUACAAGAACUUUCUAGCCAUUCCUUAUCUGUUUAGAAGUGAAUGAUCCACCCACCGCCAGGAUGGCUCAUCAAACAAUGGAACCAUUUGCCCUUAUGGCGCACAGCUGUAAUAUCCAAUCAUCUCCAGGUGCCAAGCAUGUCCUCUCAUUUCAUUCUCAACACGAUAACGAGCGGAGGGCGGGGACCAUUUCAAAGACAAAACGUGGACACCGUUUUUAUAGACAAUGAUGUUUGGACUAAAUGAAUGCCAUGACCUGACUUUCUCAACAGUCUGAAGCUAAAUAGAAACAAGCAGAAGUCUCAUCUCAAGCCUGCCAGGCCCCAUCCUGUAGGCACAUGUGAAAUGUAAAAACUUGACCCAUUGUACUAGUAGGUGGAGCUGCCAUUAUUUGAGUCAUUGAAUAGUGUUGAGACAGAAUUGGGUUGACACUGCCAACUCCUAAAAUUAGAAUCUAGACAUUGCAGGUACAUCACUCACAGCUCCAACGAAUGCCUCUGCCUUCAUAGAGUAGCUUUCUGACUUCUGUUUAACAUUUUUUUUGGAAUAAAGUCUUGGAAAUAAGCCCAUAUAGUCAGACAUGAUGGCUGAUGCCUGUAAUCCUAGCACUUUAAGAAGCUGAGGCUGGUGGAUUGCUUGGGUCCAGGAGUUAAAGACCAGCCUGGGCAACAUGGUGAAACUCGGUGUCUACAAAAACAUACAAAACAAUUAGCCAGGCCUGGUGGUGCACACCUGUGGUCGCAGCUACUGGGGAAGCUGAGGUGAGAGGAUUGCUUGAGCCUGAGAGGUGGAGGCUGCAGUGAGCUAUGAUUGUGCAACUGUGCUUCAGCCUGGGCAACAGAGCAAGACCCUGUCUGAAAAAAAGAAAAAGAAAAAGAAAAAAAAAUUAGCCUAUAUAGGGGAAGGGGAAGAAAAAAGAGCUCAGUGUGGAUCACAGCAGAGUCAGCCAGGUUGAUGGCUGUGGCUUGCCCAUGAGUACUGGUAGUUGAGAUGAGGAGAGCUGGUCAGAUUCUGAACUUGUUUUCAAGUUUUAAGAGAAUCCUCUUUUUUUUUCAUGGUCUUAUUGAGGUACAGUUGAUAUAAAAUAAAUAACUCAUAUCCAAAGGGCCCAAUUUAAUAAAGUUUGGAAUACUACUCAGCAGUAAAAAGAAAUCAUUGAUAACACCCAAGAACAUGGAUGAAUCUCAAAAUAGUUACGAAGGUGAAAGGGGACAGCCAGAAAAAAAGUGCAUCUGGUAUGAGUCUAUCAAUAUAAAAUUCUAGAAAAUUCUAUUACUAGGCUGGGCACAGUGGCUGACACAUGUAAUCUCAGCACUUUGGGAGGCAAAAGCAGGUGGAUUGCUUGAGCCCAGGAGUUCAAGAUCAGCCUAGGCAAUGUAGUGAGACCCAUCUCUACAAAAAGUAGAAAAAAUUAGCCGGACAUAGUGGUCCCAGCCACCUGGGGGGGCUGAGGUAGGAGGUUCACUUAAGGCUGAGAAGUUGAGGCUGCAGUGAGCCGUGAUCAUACCACUGCACUGCAGCCUGGGCAACAGAGCAAGACACUGUCUCAAAAAAAAAGAAAAGAAAAAAAGAAAGAAAAAAGAAAAUUCUGUCCGUGAUCUGUAAUGACACAGAGAACACCAGUGGUUGUCCAGGGAUGGAGCUGUGGGAGGGACAGAUGAUGAAGAGCCUGGGGAAGCGUUGGAGGAUGGUGGGGAUGUUCAGCUUCUUGAUGACGGCAAUGACUUCAUGAGUAUGUACAAAUGUCAGAACUUGGACUCUGGACAUGCAGGCACAGGAACCAGCUAGAGGAGCUGCUGCACAGCAGUGUAAAUGCACCAAAUGCUGCUAAACUGUACAGAUAAAACAGUUAAUUUUAUGUCACGUGAAAUUCAUGUCAAUAAACACAUUAAUUAAGGUA
Messenger RNA from Homo sapiens (human), 5849 nucleotides. RefSeq lists its product as uncharacterized. Bases 1162 to 2523 code for a protein of 453 amino acids. NCBI's taxonomy places the organism in Eukaryota, Metazoa, Chordata, Mammalia, Primates, Hominidae. The transcript has 2 exons. The record is from RefSeq and is a predicted model, not a curated record.